Molecule: messenger RNA, 975 nt
Organism: Leishmania braziliensis MHOM/BR/75/M2904
Lineage: Eukaryota; Euglenozoa; Kinetoplastea; Trypanosomatida; Trypanosomatidae
Exons: 1
Coding region: 1-975 (324 amino acids)
Source: RefSeq, a predicted model, not a curated record
AUGCUCGACCCACAGGCGGCUGACCUCGUCGACGCCGUUGCGCGACUGUGCGUGCUGCGAACGGAGGACUACGUGCUCCUUCAGACCGUAUACAGUCGUGUACGGGAACACGAGUAUUGUCCGCAACAGCAAGAAGCAACACCACAUGUACUGCAUUCUGCCCCCGAACCCGCAGUUAAUACCUCCGGAGCGAAGGAGAACAAGAGCGCCACCAGCAAAGCCGACGACAAGACGUACAUACGCUACCUCACUGAUGAGGUGCGCGUGCGUGAGGAGCGCCGAAUGACCGAGGAGGGUGAGUGGCUAGAGGCAGUGCGGCAGUGGGCGGCUCUCUUCCAGUCGAGGUCGGUUGCGGCUAAUCCGGACAAAGCACUCAGGACAGCGCCGGACGAGUCGAUCUCUCUGGCAGUACCUGCCAUCUGGUCGUUUUGGGAGCAGGAGAGCGAGAGCGCCUUCCAGUGCGUAUACGCAGCGGUACUUCAGCAAGCCUACGAGCUUGACCCCACGGACUUGGUGAAUACUCCCUUCGCACAGCUCGACAAGUCCAAAUGCCUCUACGAUUGCGAGGCAGCCGCGGCCGUCGCUUCCGUGCCUGUGUCCUCGUCCCAAGUCAAAUUUGUGCAUGCGUUGCUUUUCCUCUCCUCACAGAUUGCUGAGCCAUCCUGUUCGCCGUCACGAGUCUUGGCUGAGAUGCACCCCAUUGAAGCUGAUGACACAUCUUCUGUUAACGAGAGGCGACGGUCUCGUCUGCGAGCGAGCCACCACGCCUGGCUUGUGCUCUUUCUUUUGUGGUGCCACAUCGUGGCUUCCAGCAUAGCCACUUCGGCAGGCGCUGCUGCUGUGGCGUGUGGAGUGAGGGUGGAGCCGCUGUUUUAUGAAUCGGUGCUCCUUAGCCCCGCAAGAGACUUCCUCACGAGCCAGUCGCUGCAGCUGCAGUCGCUGCUGAGGAAGAUACAAGGGGCGACGUUUGUGUAG